AUGAUACGUAAACGCAAAUUAUUGAGUAUUAGCGUCACUCUAAUCGUGGUAUUUAUAUUUUCAACGUAUUAUUUGUUAACAACGUUAACAUCCACCGAAAGUGAGGUUAGAAGCACCCAUGAAAAAAUCUAUCACCACCUUAAAAACUUGCCCCAGUUGUACAAAACGCACAAACCGUUAGAAAACGACGCAUUUGAUAAAUUCACAAGCAAUGUAAAUGUUGUCAUAAAUGAGGACGUGGCGAAAGUGUGGCAAAUUGCGAACUCAUGGGUCUCUGGUACCAAACUAGUGGACCUGGAAAGCCCAUUUUUGGGCACCGUUUUAUCGCGCUUGAAAACGGCAAAAGUGGUUAAAGCCGAUUUGGACACCAGAGGGACUCAAUUGAAGUUUCUACUGACCCUAGAAGGGGGCCAAAAUGUAGUAUUUAAGCCGAAAUGGUACGAUAAGAGCCGAGUAAUCGAGGGGCCCGUAUAUGCGGGGAAAGACAGACACAGUAGCGAAAUUGUGGCGUUUUAUUUAUCCGUUUUAUUAAACCUUCCACUAACACCAUGUAGCGUUGAGCGCACUUUAUCGUUGUCUCGGGACAUCGUCCCAGUGGCCACUAGACGUCUCCUCAACACCAGUUUCGAAAUAAAUAACCGGACGUGCAUUUUUGGCAAGUGCUUUUACUGCAAGAGGGAAGAUCCAAUUUGUGAAGACGAGAAUUUUUCCCUAACUGGGGCUGCGAUUUUCAACAUUAACGCCCCCUUGAAGAGCUAUAGAUCGCCCUGGCAACGCACCUACAAGAAGAACAAGAAAGCGGUCUGGGAGGAAGAAGACAAUUAUUGCAAAUUUGUGAAAGAGAAAAUCACGAAACGCCGAAUUUUGGAUUUGGUCGAUGCUUCAGUUUUUGAUUUUUUGAUCCAGAAUGGUGACAGACAUCAUUAUGAGACGCUCCAUGAGAGUGUUGUUUUGAUAGACAAUGGGAAAGGUUUUGGGAACCCGAACAUAUCACACCUGGACGUUCUAGCCCCCUUAUAUCAGUGCUGCAUGCUCAGAAGUGCGACUUUGAAAAAAUUGCUGAAUUUGGCCGGAGGUCAGUUGAGGAAAAAAAUCGAAACUAUGCCCGAUCUAGAGAAGUUAUUAAUCAGUGACCACCUUAGGGCUUUGGAGGAACGUCUAAUGAUCGUUUUUGCUACUAUUGAAUAUUGUAAAACCCUGAAAUUGAAUAAAGAAUGAUCCAAUUUGAA
Messenger RNA from Tribolium castaneum (red flour beetle), 1229 nucleotides. RefSeq lists its product as uncharacterized. The record is from RefSeq and is a predicted model, not a curated record. Gene Ontology annotation, cellular component: Golgi apparatus. Bases 1 to 1218 code for a protein of 405 amino acids. Lineage: Eukaryota; Metazoa; Arthropoda; Insecta; Coleoptera; Tenebrionidae. Gene Ontology annotation, molecular function: phosphotransferase activity, alcohol group as acceptor. The transcript is spliced from 3 exons. Gene Ontology annotation, biological process: protein phosphorylation.